GCACUGUGACUGCACAAACAAGUUGCCACGUAGCUGUACAUGAGUCCGAUCGUGAUCAGCUGGCACGUACACGCUGUAGUCUGUGUAACCAAACAGCAGCUGCCGGUGUCUUCGCGAUGGCUCAGGGUCAUAAGUUUCAGGACCUGGAGGAGACCGGCGAGGUGCUCGUCGCCUUCAUCAACAGCAGCCAGCUGGAGAAGCUGAAACGAGUGAAGGACGAACAUCAGGCGCUUUUCAAUCAACACGUGGAAACAAAGAAGAUCGUGAGACAGAUUUUAAAAGAUGUGGCUCAGAUCGAGGAGACAACCGGCCAGAGGCUGCUCGACAUGGAGGAGGCGAAGAAGCAGAGAGAGGACGAGCUGUCGAAUGUGGAGGAACAUCUGCGGCAGUGCACGGCCAAGAGCCAGAUGACCGACUCUGAACUACAGUUUCUGCAGAGAGAGUUGGAGAGUUGGAGAAACUCCGAACACGAGCUUCAGACUCUUCAGAACGAGGUGGACGAAGACACGACGGAGGUCAUCCCAUCAGCCAUAUAUGUGGCUCAGGUUUAUUACGUGAUAUCGAAGAUCAAGUGGGAAUAUGACACACAGCCCAACGUCUUGAAAGGAGUUCAUUACGGCGCCGACCUCGCCACUCCCAUCAGCAUCGACACUUCUCAGCGAUCUCGCAGCGACGUAAGCGACCAGCUGUGGAGCUUCGUCAGCACCGAAUGGUAGCUGAAGGACGGCGGUGUCGUCAGAAAUGUUUUUAUCUUUGUGUGUCUGUGUGUGUCUUUUUCUUCUGUCCUCUUACAAACAUCUUUUAUACAUUAAAUAUCUCCGAUCAGUU
This is a messenger RNA of Larimichthys crocea (large yellow croaker), 828 nucleotides long. RefSeq names its product kinetochore protein Spc24-like. The coding region runs from base 117 to 716 and encodes 199 amino acids. Gene Ontology annotation, cellular component: Ndc80 complex. The transcript is spliced from 6 exons. NCBI's taxonomy places the organism in Eukaryota, Metazoa, Chordata, Actinopteri, Sciaenidae. Gene Ontology annotation, molecular function: microtubule binding. Gene Ontology annotation, biological process: chromosome segregation. The record is from RefSeq and is a predicted model, not a curated record.